ACUGAAACUAAUGUAGGUUCUGAGAUCCUGGGGCCAGCUCUUCUCCGCACCUGUAGCAGUAUACAGUGCACCAAAGGAAGAUGUCUAACUCUGAAAGGCUAACCAAAUACCUCGAAGUAGUAAUGAAAAUAGCUGAAGAGGCCAGCAAGAAGACUCCAGAGGAACUAAAAGUUAAUUAUAAGGGAAUUCUGUACCCCUUUGGGCUCUGUAGUGAGGCUACAUUUCAAGCCCUAGAAUCUUUGGAAGCCAGAGAAGAUGAUGUUCUGAUUGUAACCUAUCCCAAAUGUGGAACUAACUGGUCAGCACAGAUACUUUAUGAAAUGCUAUUUGCAAUGCACAACAAAGAGCCCACAAUUGACAAUGGUAUGCUUGAGUUUGGAAAACCUGAAAAAUAUGAGUAUCUGAAGCAACAACCAUCACCGCGAGUCUUUGCAUCACACCUGACUUAUGAGAAUAUACCUAAAUCAGUUCUUGAAAAGACCAAGAUCUUGAUUAUUCUUCGGAACCCAAAGGACGCAGCGGUGUCUUAUUACCAUUUUACAAACAGCAAUCCUGUGCUUCCUACAUACAGCUCUUGGGACUUGUUCUACAAAGAUUUUAUGAGUGGAAACAUACUUUAUGGAUCAUACUUUGAUCAUGCUCUUACCUGGGAGAAACAUAUUGAUGAUUUGAAUAUACUUGCACUUACAUUUGAAGAUAUGAAAAUGGACUUCAUUGGGGAAAUAAGGAAAAUAGCUGACUUUUAUGGAUUCUCUUUGACAGAUGAGCAAAUUCAGCAAGUUCAAAACAAAACAACUUUUAAAUCUAUGAAAGAUAAAUCCAGUAAUACUCAUGGAGAUUUAGGAAAGGUUUUCUUUCGAAAAGGAGAAAUUGGGGACUGGAAGAGUCUCUUUACUGAAGAACAGAGCAGAGAGGUGGAUGCCAAGUUUGAUGCGACCCUCGCAGGAACAAAACUGGGAAAGAAAAUAGACUAUACAAAAUACUGUACAUUUUAGCUUACUUCGGUAGAUAUAUUUUUUCAAGUCAAAUAAUGUAUAAUUGUGUUAUAUAAAGUCACCAAACAGAUACA
This is a messenger RNA of Pseudophryne corroboree (corroboree frog), 1069 nucleotides long. Its product is annotated as sulfotransferase 6B1-like. The record is from RefSeq and is a predicted model, not a curated record. The coding region runs from base 81 to 995 and encodes 304 amino acids. Gene Ontology annotation, biological process: sulfation. Gene Ontology annotation, cellular component: cytoplasm. Lineage: Eukaryota; Metazoa; Chordata; Amphibia; Anura; Myobatrachidae. The transcript is spliced from 8 exons. Gene Ontology annotation, molecular function: sulfotransferase activity.